Messenger RNA from Dicentrarchus labrax (European seabass), 1421 nucleotides. It is a transcript of the gene rgs2, whose product is annotated as regulator of G protein signaling 2. The transcript is spliced from 5 exons. NCBI's taxonomy places the organism in Eukaryota, Metazoa, Chordata, Actinopteri, Moronidae. The coding region runs from base 60 to 668 and encodes 202 amino acids. The record is from RefSeq and is a predicted model, not a curated record.
GGAGAGAAACUAUAAAUUUGCCUGACAAGUCAAGAGGGAGAAGGAGAAGAGAUUGAACCAUGAGAGAGAACCUUGCUAGUGUGUCAUCCCAAAACAUGGCGUUCACUGACUGUAUGAAACCCACUGACCUGUCCACAGAGAAGAAGGGGAUAAAGAGGAAAAACUGGAGAAACAGAAUAGGAUUUCUCUUGAAGACAAAGUCUUCCCAGUCAAUAUUACAUCUAAUGAGAAACAGACCUUACAGGCCAACUGCUGAUGACGUGAAUCAAUGGGCGCAGUCACUUGACACACUACUCAGUCAUAAAUAUGGGAAAGCUGCCUUUUGUAUCUUCCUGAAGUCUGAGUUCUGCGAAGAGAACAUUGAGUUUUGGACAGCCUGUGAGGAUUUCAGGAACCACACGUCGCACAAAGAGCUGGUGUCCAAGGCCAACAGCAUUUACGAGGAGUUCAUUAAAAGCGAAGCUCCCAAAGAGAUAAACCUCGAUUUCCACACCAAAAAUGCUAUCACCCAGAGCCUCCAUGAACCCACUGCAACUAGCUUCCUGGCAGCUCAGAGGAAAGUCUACAGCCUGAUGGAGAACAACUCCUACCCGAGGUUUAUCCACUCCGACCUCUACAAAGAACUGUGUAAAGCUGCGAGGGCAGAGGGCAAGCACAUUAAGUCCUAGUCAAACUAGCCACCCAGUCCUGAAGUCAUUUGUUUACCGCUGUGACUGUGUGAAUAGACCACUGAUGAUGUUUCAUUCCAGGCAUCGCCUCGGGAUAAUAAACCCGAAUGCAAAUCCUGAGCAUAAACAUUACUGGCGAGUGUGGAAAAUGCAAAACUGAAGCCAUUUUUAUUCCGUCCUGCUGAGAGCUUUCAACAAAGAAGCUGGGAUGAUUAGGAUGGGUGCUAUACGCUGCUGCAGGCGGUACACAAAGCAUUUCCACCAGAUGGGAUUAAGGUUACAUUUUCUUCACUGGGCCAUUACCUGCACUUUCUUUACUACGCUGUUAGAAUUUGGUAUUUUGAGCAAUGAUGCAGUUCAAGAAAAGCUGUUGUAAUGCAAAUACAUUCAAAGCUGAGGAAACUGUUGUCUGUCUAAACACUUUACACUAACUUUAACCGGCAAUGCUAGAAUGUAUUUCUGCACUGAUAUCCACUUGAAGACUUUGUAAGCCUGUAGCUGUCAUAAACACAGGACUUCCUAUGUGACACUGGUUUUCACUGCCAUGUUCCCCUGCUGGAUUUGCAUCUGUUUACACAAAAAAGUGGAUUUUUUAUUUAUAAUAUUAACAGUUCCAACUGAAGACCUUGGCCUGAAAUCCCUAUGAGAAUGUUAUGUGUUGUAAAUAUUGUGACAUUGCAUGUGUUGAAUGUGAAUUGAAGUUUAUGGCAGCUGGACUGCUUGAGAAAUAAACAUUAUUGUUCAAUGCUGAAA